This is a messenger RNA of Acipenser ruthenus (sterlet), 2882 nucleotides long. Its product is annotated as dol-P-Man:Man(7)GlcNAc(2)-PP-Dol alpha-1,6-mannosyltransferase-like. Gene Ontology annotation, biological process: protein N-linked glycosylation. NCBI's taxonomy places the organism in Eukaryota, Metazoa, Chordata, Actinopteri, Acipenseriformes, Acipenseridae. The transcript has 9 exons. The record is from RefSeq and is a predicted model, not a curated record. Gene Ontology annotation, cellular component: endoplasmic reticulum membrane. Bases 291 to 1544 code for a protein of 417 amino acids. Gene Ontology annotation, molecular function: alpha-1,6-mannosyltransferase activity.
UGAAUAAAACAUCCCUACAAGUACAACGGUAUCAACACAUUGCAUUCUGCUAGGCUGACUCGACAUCAACACAAUAGUGGUUAAAACCACACGUGAUAAAUAAAAACAACUGCCAUUUAAAAAAACAAAACAAACCUUGAACAUAUUUACAUAUGUGUCAGAGUUGUCGUAGUCAUAUAAGCAAGUUAAAAAAUAAUAAGUGCACUGAAGGGGAGUUUAUUGUUUCCCUGGUUACGUUGUUAAGAACUUUUACCUUUUAACUUUGAACCUGAUUGGAAAGAUCAUGCAACAUGGCAGCGAAAAGAAACUCCACAGGACAGUCCCUGCUCUUUCUUAUCAUCUCUGUAGUUUUUGUUCAUUUAUUGAUAUGCCCUUACACCAAGGUAGAAGAGAGUUUUAAUUUACAGGCCAUGCACGACAUUCUUUACCACAGACUGGAUUUACAAAAGUAUGACCAUAAUGAAUUUCCUGGUGUUGUCCCAAGAACAUUUCUUGGACCACUUUUUAUUUCAACACUGUGUUCACCAGUAGUGUAUGUCCUUUCAGUUCUUGAAGCAUCCAAGUUUUACUCGCAGAUAACAGUGAGGGGCUGUUUGGGUCUUUGUGUGACAUAUGCACUCUGGAAACUUCAGAAGGAAGUUAGAAGGCUCUUUGGAUCAACAGUGGCAUCCUUAUUCUGCUUCAUUACGAUCACUCAGUUUCAUCUGAUGUUUUAUAGCACAAGAACACUACCAAAUGUGUUUGCCUUGCCCAUAGUUCUGCUGGCCUUUACUGCUUGGUUGCAACAAAAGCAUGGCAUCUUUAUCAGUCUAUCUGCCCUGGCAAUCAUUGUAUUCAGAUCCGAACUCUGCAUAUUCCUGGGCCUUAUGUUACUGAUGUCUUUGAUAAAUAGAAGGCUUUCUGUCUUACAGUUGUUUUACUACACAGUUCCAGCUGGUAUAAUCUGCCUUGGCCUGACAGUUUCAGUUGAUUCUGUUUUCUGGAAACAGCUGAUAUGGCCUGAAGGAGAAGUACUUUGGUACAACACAGUUUUGAAUAAAAGCUCAAACUGGGGAACUUCUCCAUUUCUGUGGUAUUUCUAUUCAGCUUUGCCCCGAGCACUGGGCUGCACUAUUUUGUUUGUUCCUCUUGGUGCAAUGGACAGGAGAACACGACUUCUGCUUCUACCAACCGUGGGAUUUAUUUUAUUAUAUUCAUUUCUGCCUCACAAGGAGUUGCGCUUUAUAAUAUACACAGUUCCAGUCUUCAACAUAGUAGCAGCAAAAGGUUGUUCUUACAUAUUAAAUAACUAUCACAAAUCUUGGAUUUAUCAACUAGGCACUUUAGUUGUAAUUGGCCAUUUAAUGGUUAAUACUGCAUACUCUGGCACAUCACUAUAUGUCUCCCAUUUUAAUUACCCUGGUGGAAAAGCUAUGGACAAACUACAUGAAGUAUUACCUUCAACUGCAGAUGUUUCGGUUCACAUCGGUGGGGCUGCAGCACAAACUGGGGUUUCACGCUUUCUGGAGCUUAACAAUAACUGGAGAUCAUGGCAUUCUUCUUGACCGCCUUCAGAAGUAUGCUGGAAUCUCUGGAACCUGUAUCUCCUGGAUGUCCUCUUACCUAUCCGGACACAUGCAGUCUGUUUUCUAUGCUGGAUGCAGUGGCGUUGCAAACCCGGUCACUUGUGAGGUCCCCCAGGAUCUGUUCUUGUGCCCCAUCUCUUCAAUAUCUACAUGCUUCCCUUGAGUCACCUCAUCUGCCAACACAGCCUCAUGUUUCACUCCUAUGCUGACAACAUCCAGCUCUACUUAAAACUCAACCCUGCAAGCCCAUCUGCCAUGGUCUGGCUCUCGGCUUGUAUUCAAGACAUCGAGGCCUGGAUGUCUGCCAGUUUUCUUCAGCUGAACACUAACAAAUCUGAACAACUCCUAGUAGGAUCUAAAACUCAACUUAAGAAUCUCAAUAUAGCUGCCCUGAACCUCAGAAACUGCUGCUGCCUUCACCCACAGUAUGAAGCCUUGGUGUACUUCUUCACAGCAAGCUCUCCUUUGAUGCCCACAUCUCCUCCGUGAUCAAAUCUUCCUUCUACCAUCUGUGAAAUAUCUCCAAAGUCCGUCCCUACCUUUCCCUCCCGGAUGCGGAGAUACUUUGUCAUGCAUUUGUCUCCUCUCUACUCUCUAUAUGGUGGUCUGCCAGCACGCACCAUAAACCGACUGUAGCAAAUUCAGAAUGUCGCUGCCAGGAUUAUUACCAGAUGUAAAAAACGUGAUCACAUAACCCCCCCCCCCCCCCUACAAUGCCCUUCAUCACACAGGCCCCGAGUACCUCCUCAACCUGCUGACCCGCUAUGUCCCUGCCCGCAAGCUGAGGUCCUCCAACUCUGGCCUGCUUGUUAUCCCCAAGCAAAAGUACACCACACUUGGAGAACAGUCGUUUAGCUUUAUGGCUCUGACUCUUUGGAACUCUCUCCCAGCUUUGGUACGUGAUGCUCCCACCAUUGCUCGCUUUAAAUCAACUCUCAAGCCCCACCUGUUCUCUCUUGCUUUCCAUGAUCUUUAAGCCUGAUAUCUGCUAUUAGCUGCUGUAUUUCAUGUAUUAUGAUCUUUCCACUGUAUUUAAUGUACUAUUUCAUGUAUUAUGCUACUAUCAUGUAUAAUUCUCUCCACUGUAUUUAAUUUGCUAUUUGUGGUUAUGUUGAAUUCUAAUGUUUGUAUAUAAUAUGAUUCUCUUCAUAAUACCAAAUUUAUAUAGUCAGGAAAUAUACAGUAUAUUAUGUUUAUAUGCCAAAAUUAAAUGUGUUUAUACUACAUCUAUAAAUGCAGAAAAAUCUUUAAAAACAAUUGAUAAAGGCAUGCAAAUCCAACAGUCGGUGUUGUUAUUAAUGACAGUAUUUAUGUCUG